AACAAAAUAAUAAAAUGGUAAUGGAGAAAUUGGGAAUUAGGGUUAACGAUACCGAUUGGGAUGUCUCAGAAAUUCUCCUUCCUCGCUCGUGGUUGAAGACGGCGGCUUCCCUUUUGCUUCUCCGUCGAGCUCUCUUCGAUCAACCUCGAUUCUCCUCUCUUGCUCUCCGACGUCUCCUCUUACGAACGCCGCCGCACCGGUGAGUGCCUCCUAGAAGCGGUGUCUCCGAAAACUCAACCGAUGUCACCUCAGCCACCCUCCGUCUUCGACUCGUCUUCUCCUUCUAUUACUCAGUCGCGCAAAUUCGAUGAUGUCUAGAAGCCAUUAGCAACGGAAUCAGAAAUCCACCUUGGCGCGUCUCAGGACUGGUAUAUCGUUACACUUGCUUUACUUGCUGACCCGAUGUGAUCUGUGGAAUGAGGAGGUUUUUGGAUGAAUGCUAUGAUGGUGAUGGGUUAUCUUUGGAACGGAUGAUUGGUUAUUGAAAUGAGGUUCGACUGCAGGUCCGGACACAAGCUCAAGAUGCUAUGUUUUUGGAUUGAAAUUAGGUGCAAUGUAAGUGACUGCAUGCAUACUUUGUCUGCCAAUGUGAACGGGGUCCCUUGUAACUUGCAGUAGCUUUCUCUCAUUUUCUUCGUGCUUUUCGUCUUGGAUUAAGUUGAAAGGGUGUGGCUGCAGGUUUUUUGAAUUGGUAUGGUGUUGUUAGAAAGUCAGUUAUGAAUGUUAGUAAAAAGAAAUGGUUAUACUGUUAGGAUGUUAGGAAAAUAGAAGGAAGGUUAUAGGUUGUGGAUUGGUAUAUAGUCUGUCGGAGUUAGUUUAGAUAGGAACUUUGAUAGCAUUAAGGGUAGUGUAAGGGGUGAUUCACUUGAGAGUGCAAAAACUAGUGUGAGUCGUCCAAGUGAUAGCAGUGGCCUCAGUGAUGACAGUAACUGGAGCAACCUUACCGGUAGUGCCAAUAAGCCUCACAAAGGAAAUGAUCCAAGGUGGAAUGCUAUUCUUGCUGUUCGAUUACGGGAUGGAAUUUUGGGCAUGAGUCAUUUUCGAUUACUCAAACGACUUGGAUGUGGUGACAUUGGGAGUGUAUAUCUCUCAGAGCUGAGUGGAACUAGGUGUUAUUUUGCAAUGAAAGUUAUGGAUAAGGCAUCCUUAGCAAGCAGAAAGAAGCUAACUAGAGCACAGACAGAGAGGGAGAUAUUGCAGUUGCUAGACCAUCCAUUUCUUCCAACUUUGUAUACACAUUUUGAGACUGACCGUUUCUCCUGUUUGGUAAUGGAAUAUUGUCCUGGUGGUGACCUGCACACUCUAAGGCAGCGGCAACCUGGGAAACAUUUCUCUGAAUAUGCUGCGCGCUUUUAUGCUGCUGAGGUACUGCUUGCUCUUGAAUAUCUUCACAUGCUUGGAGUUGUGUACAGAGACCUUAAACCUGAAAAUGUGUUGGUCCGUGACGAUGGUCACAUAAUGCUCUCAGAUUUUGAUCUUUCCCUCAGAUGUACUGUUUUGCCAACACUUAUUAGAGCUUUUGACGGUGACCCUUCAAAACGGGCUGGUGGUGCAUUCUGUGUUCAACCUGCUUGUAUUGAGCCUUCGUCAGUAUGCAUACAGCCUGCGUGUUUUAUUCCUCGUCUCUUUCCUCAGAAAAACAAGAAAUCAAGAAAGCCAAGAGCUGAACCCGGGUUUCCUUCCAGCAGACUUCCCGAGCUUGUAGCUGAGCCUACUGCUGCUCGAUCUAUGUCCUUUGUCGGUACCCACGAAUAUCUUGCUCCUGAAAUUAUCAAAGGGGAAGGUCAUGGAAGUGCAGUUGAUUGGUGGACAUUUGGAAUAUUCUUGCACGAAUUAUUAUAUGGCAAAACCCCUUUCAAAGGGUCAGGAAACCGUGCUACGCUUUUCAAUGUAGUAGGUCAGCAGCUCAAAUUUCCCGAGUCUCCCGCAACCAGUUAUGCUAGCAGGGAUCUGAUCCGCGGCUUGCUGGUGAAGGAGCCACAGCAUCGUCUCGGAGUUAAAAGAGGUGCAACUGAGAUCAAGCAGCAUCCUUUCUUUGAAGGCGUGAACUGGGCGUUGAUUAGGUGCAGCACACCACCAGAAGUACCAAGACCAGUGGAAAACGAACCGCCACCGCCACCACCAAUGAAGGUUGGACCAGCAAUUGAUGCUGUUGGGUUUGGCAGUACUAGUAAGAGGAUGUCAGGUAACAAUGAAAUGAAGCCUGGGGGUAAAUAUCUGGAUUUUGAGUUCUUUUAAUUUGGGUUCCACAAUCUGCUUUUUAUUGUAUUUUCCAUAAUCAGUUAUUUUUGCAGCAGCUGCUCAGUAUUACCAUGUUAGUUCAGCUUACCUGCUUUGUAGUGAAAUUCCAUUUCAUUUGGAAAUAUUCAAAUAUGAUAUGAUAUCUCAAGUUUAGAUUAGGUUGAA
Molecule: messenger RNA, 2406 nt
Organism: Vicia villosa (hairy vetch)
Lineage: Eukaryota; Viridiplantae; Streptophyta; Magnoliopsida; Fabales; Fabaceae
Product: serine/threonine-protein kinase D6PKL2-like
Exons: 5
Coding region: 1030-2238 (402 amino acids)
Biological process (GO): protein phosphorylation
Cellular component (GO): nucleus; plasma membrane; cytoplasm
Molecular function (GO): ATP binding; protein serine/threonine kinase activity
Source: RefSeq, a predicted model, not a curated record